AUGGCGCUUUGCCAAACACGCUCCCUUUUCAGUGGCUUAGGCUGGGCGCCACCCUGGCCCGUCUUCACUGGCCAGGGUUACUGUUCUUGUCCCAACCGUACAGAUGAGGAAACCGAGACUCAGGGCGAGCGACCCCGGGCUUGGGCACCUGCAGCGGUGGCCACUACUGUGUGCGGAGACCGCUGCGAUGCGCGCGCGGGCCAAGUCCACCGGCGCCUUGGCUCCCGCCGGCACCUUCCCCAACCCCCGGUCUUUGUCCCCGCCAUCAGCUCCGACUCAAUCCCGUCCUCUUCCAGUCUAGUACUUUUUUCCAGAUCUCGAUCCCAAAUUCCCUCCUGCCGGAAUCUGGACCCGAAUCCACCCGUCGCUCAUUUUCCGCAGCAGCUGGAGAGCAUCUCUGAAGUCCCGAAAACAGCCUGCCUGCACGGAGGAGACGCCUCCUUAGUAUGGCCGCCCCCAGAGAGGAGCGAUGAAGUGCAGGCUGCCAUGUUGUUGUUGGGCCUGAGCGGCUUCAGGGAGCCAUGUUCGUAUGGCCGGCACCGGCCUCACUGAGCAUGUGCAGUCAUGGCCGUGCGGCCUCACAGUUCUGACGUCACAGGGCGGUUCCUGAAGUGGACGUAGUUGUAAGGGCGAAUUGUUUUAGACAAUACCUCUGAGAUCAGGGAAUCUAAUCUGGAAAUAGAUAGUAGGCAGAUUAUGGUGCCUCUGGAUCAGGGACCUGAGCUAUGUGGGGUUGGAGAGGGGCCCUCGGCAGGCAAGUCUCUGGGGAGUGUGGUGAGAAUCCUUGUGUCAGAUGCUGGGAAGAGGUGGGGUCAGGGCUGGGGUCCGUAGGCCGAGGGGUUGGGGGGAUGGUCAGCGUCAGGGAUCAGUAGCAGAGAUUCUGUGUGCCCUGAUCGCCAGUGGAGGUUAUAAAUACAGAAUAUUCAUGAGUUUAGUGAUGUUAUUUGCCUCUCAUUAUUUAAAUAAUUUGAAGUUUUCCCCCAAUAACUAGUGUCUUAUAAGUCAUGAAAAUUUCAGAAAAUAACAGGUCUUCCUAGUUCGUGAUGGGAGUGGGGCAGGAGUCGCUUAGAGCACUUGGAGAGUCCUUGCCAGUUCUUUGGGGAUGCGGAGUUCUUAAGACUACCCUGAGACUGUCCUUUGACCUUAUUGUGGCCCUUUCUAGAUUAAAUGCUGUUUUCCAUGACCUUCUCUGUUCUUCCCACAGGCGAAUGGCAGGCAUCCACAUCUCCAAGAAUACAGGAUUAGAAGAGACUCUGUCACCCAUGUCCUCACAGUUAAUUAUUGAUGUGUGUCAGUUGCCCAUUUCCUCACUUCCUGUUUGUCAUGGAGUAUUAAUAAACCUUUGAUUAUUUAAAAA
Molecule: messenger RNA, 1357 nt
Organism: Sapajus apella (tufted capuchin)
Lineage: Eukaryota; Metazoa; Chordata; Mammalia; Primates; Cebidae
Exons: 2
Coding region: 1-552 (183 amino acids)
Source: RefSeq, a predicted model, not a curated record